Racocetra persica is the source of this 542-nucleotide messenger RNA. Lineage: Eukaryota; Fungi; Glomeromycota; Glomeromycetes; Diversisporales; Gigasporaceae. The record is from the annotation of a GenBank genome assembly.
UGGAUUUUUUGGAUAAAAGUUGUAUUUCAAAGAUCAUUGGAUCAAACCCUAUUAAUCGAAAAACAACAAAACGUGAUACGUCAUUAUUUAAUGAAUUCAAUAAAACAAAUGAUGGUCGCAUGAUAAUCAAUGAAUCUGAUGAGGAAUCUCAAGGUUCUGAUAUUGAGAUGAACGAAUCAGAUAAUUAUUAUUUAGAGGCACAACGAUCUAGUGUUGGUUUUACACGCGGUCAAGGAAGUAAAGUUAAAUUCAACAAGGGGCAGAGAGACAAUGAUAAUGAUAUGGAAUUGGAUGAUAUCGAACCCAUUGACAUUGUUGCAAAAAGAAACAAAAAAAAUAGAUAUAAACGAAAUACUAUCACAGUUGGCAAAGAAUAUAAAGCGAAAAAUGCAGAAGGUGAUGUGAAACGAAAAGGAAAACCAGAUCCUUACGCUUACGUUCCACUUACGUCCAUGUACAGAAAGAAGGGUCAAAAAGGAAUCAAAAUUUCUUUAACAAAUAGAAAAGCAAAAAAAAAACAGAUCAGAAAGGUGAAACCUUGA